Messenger RNA from Gavialis gangeticus (Gharial), 3035 nucleotides. RefSeq names its product ATPase H+ transporting accessory protein 1 (gene ATP6AP1). Gene Ontology annotation, cellular component: proton-transporting V-type ATPase complex. The transcript has 10 exons. The record is from RefSeq and is a predicted model, not a curated record. Bases 46 to 1422 code for a protein of 458 amino acids. NCBI's taxonomy places the organism in Eukaryota, Metazoa, Chordata, Crocodylia, Gavialidae.
GUUUUCUUUGCAGCUAGUCAGUCAUGUACUAAUCUGAGUGGAAACAUGGCCAGGUUCUAUUCUGUUGCCCCAGUCCAGCUGUUCUGGUACCUCACGGAGCUGUUCAAAGUGGCUCUGGCUGUGGACCAUGUUCCUAUGCUGCUCUGGUCAACUCAAAGCUCACUGUGGAAUUUAGAAACUACUUUACAUGAAGGACACAUUAUCACAAAGCAAGAGCUGCCUACAGUGCUGCAACCUAUUUUUACCCAGAGUUCCAAGAACCUUGUCUUGUUCCUUCAAGAUAUGCUUAGCAUAGAUGACUUCACAUAUUACAGUGAAUCCUAUGGCACCAAAAAGCCAUUUUACAAUGUGCAGGAAAUUCUUAAGUUUUCAUCAUCUUCUUUAAUUUUAUCUGCUGUUGACUCUGAGGCUGCUAGAUAUCUUUUGAACUAUCUUCUGGGAGUUGUGGAUUGGAAGUUAACAAAUAUAGAUAACCUCAAUGAUGCAUCAGAGAUGGAAGUGGAUACAUCAAGGUCCAACCUAUUUUUGAUAAAGCUACAACCAGGCAACAGAUUAAAUGACAUUUCUAUGGCAAAGAUUUUUGCAGCAAAUGACAAAGUAAUUGGAAGAUUGACUAUGAGUCUGCAAGAGCGAGGAAUUCAUUUUUCAGUAAUUUAUACUGCAAUGAGAUCUUCAAGGAUUCCCAGAAUAACCCAUGUGGCCUUGGAGUCGAGACGAAGAUUGAUGACUAUUGAAGUACCAGACUCCAUUCUGUACCCUCCACUCAAUGUGACCAAUGGAACAGAAACAUGUAUCCUUAUGUAUGCCAGUAAUUUCAGCCUUACAGCCAACAAAUCAGUUCAUGUGGAUCUGACAAAUUUUACAUUUGUAUCCCGUAAUGUGGACUUCAGUUCAUCAGCAUGUUCAGCCGCCAACACAACGUUGUCAUUAAAAUAUAGUAACCCAGUGGAUAACAUCAACAGCCUAGAAAUAAGAUUCCUAAUGACCAAGAAGUUCUUUGCAGGCUCUGCUCGAAACUGGUUUACUUUAGAGACUGUUGAAAUUGUACAGGACAACGGAAAGGUUGCUAGGUUUAAUGUCUCUGUCAUCUCUGCUCCUGCAGAGUAUUCAUUUCAUUGUCAGUUGGUGGGAACAAGCAAUCUCUACGGUGUAAAUCUGAUUCCAUCCAACAAUGAAGCAAAGAGCUGGGACAUUUUCAUUUCUGAGUUUCAGAUUCAAGGCUUCAGUGUUGAAAACAACCGGUUUUCCUAUGCAAGUGACUGUACAUCAUUCUUCUCCCCUGGAAUUUGGAUGGCCUUGGUGACAUCAAUAAUUUUAUUAUGGAUCUUGACCUAUGGUAUCCACAUGAUCAUGCAGCUCACCACAAACAGUAGAUUUGAUGAUCCCAAAGGGCUAGCUCUGUCAAUUCCUCAAACAGAAUAGCACUGGUUUAUUUUAAAGUGCCUCAACCAUUUGCUAUGAAUAGCAUGCGAGUUUUAGGUUCUUUCCACUUAAUAGUACGUGUACGUGGAGAAUCAUUGUUAGAAUAGUUUAGUAAAACUACACAAAUCUAAGUACUGAAAUCUUUCUUGUAAAAAUAAAUAAAUAAAGGGCAACACAAUAAUUCUGCUGUCUAUUACCCAUUCGUUAAUAAUUGCUUGAGUUAAAGGUCUGAAACUAAUAGUAGCCAUGGAUCUCACCAGCCACAGAAAAGGUCAGUAAGUAGUGCUUAUUGCUGUUAUAUAAAGGAUGUCACUAAAGUUCUUUGAGACCUUUUGUUGUUUUUAAAGAAUAUAAAGGGUCUAUGCUGAAACUUCUAAGUUUUUCCAUAACUAUAAGGAAUAUCGCAAAGGAUGCUAAUUAGGCAAGAGGCAAAAAGAUGAAGAUGCUAGCAGCAACUUCUGCAGAGACUUUGAUGUGGUGGGUGGAGUAACAGCUAGGAAAAGUGGUAGAGGUGCAGAAAUGAAAUGGAAGCAUGUUUUAGAAAUCAUCUGCUUUUUAAAAGAAGGCACCAUUAUUCACAUUACACUCCAGAGGGGGCAGAAACUACCAAACAGCUACUUGUAAAUUACUGCUCAAUAGUUAAAUGAAAGCAGAAAUAUUAAACUUCUUCAAUGUGUUCUAACAUGACCAAAUGUUCCACUGCAGGCAAGCCCUUAAAGAUAAUUUUGAAAAUUUUCUUACCUCUCCACCUUUUUAGCUAUCCAGCUAAUAGUUUGGGAUAACCCUGAAGAAAAAUGACAUAACAUUACCAGGAAGUCACUGUGCCAGUGAAAUAUUUUAGUUUGAUCAUUCCUAUGAUGAUCCUGAUCAGAGGUGUCAAAGUUCUGGCCCAUGGAGCUGUAUCACAUAGCCCACAGGGCUCCUAAAGGGUCUGUGAUUUUAGGGAUGGGAUGAGCAGGUGCAGGAGCAAGGCCUACCACUGAAUUCUACUGUACACAGCCCCACUGGGACCUGCAGCAAUGGUGGAGGAUGAGAAACAGCUGUGUUAAGCCUGUGGUUCCCUGGUACCACUUGCCCUGUUACCACAACUGACAGAUCCAGCCUAGGGGACCAAGGCAGUUUGACAUCACUGAUGCAGAUGACUUUAGAAGUCUGAGCCUGUUCAGGCUGAAUGCAUAUGCAGGUACCAUAACUACUAUAUCCUCUCUCCAAUCAAGCUGACUACUGACCUAAUUCCUAAACUAUACAAAAACUCUUUUGUCUUCAUUGAAAAUGAAGUUCAAGUCCAUGUCAAGUUUGAUGUCUGAAUGCCUAACACAGUGAUAUUCAAAUCAAAUCAACCAAUUUUUGUUAAAACUUUUCACAAAAAGUUCAAUUUAUUGAACUUAUAAAAUUGAAAUUUAUAAUUUUGUAAAAACAUUUUGAAUUCCAGUAGGCAAAUCAAUUAGUGGGUUAGCACUUUCACUUUUGUUUUUGUGAUAAUUUUGAUAUGAUUUGUGUAACAGUUGUCAAUGGACUUGAAAGAUGCUGACUCCCUGUUAUAUGAAUCCAGACUUAUGUAACCUUGGCCCAUGUAUAUAAGCCAAGAAAUAAAGAACAGUUUCUUACUAUCA